Messenger RNA from Microdochium trichocladiopsis, 1323 nucleotides. Its product is annotated as mosquitocidal toxin protein. Lineage: Eukaryota; Fungi; Ascomycota; Sordariomycetes; Xylariales; Microdochiaceae. The transcript has 4 exons. The record is from RefSeq and is a predicted model, not a curated record. The coding region runs from base 129 to 989 and encodes 286 amino acids.
CGAUCACGUUUCUCUAUUGACCAAAGACUGCAAGGGUAAAUUCGUAGUUUAUAAACGAAACAUUGUGCCUUACGGGGGAGAAGGAUUUGGCGACCUGUAUUUCCUCUUCCAAGGACAAGCAGCUGAAGAUGCAUCCCCAAGCGCCCUCACCACGCAGUGGCACCAGCCUCGCCUUCCUGGCCGUCGUCGCCGCUGCGCUGCUCUCGCCCCAUCUCACACUCGCAGCCCCUCACGGCGGCGGAGGCGACAGCAGCAGCAGCCCGACAGCCCUCCGCCUCACGACGCGCAACAUCGUAACCGCGCUCCCCCGCAGCGCGACCGGCGUCGAGGCGGCCGUCCAGCCGGUCCUCGACUUCGACACGGACGGGUGCUACAACACGGCGGCGAUCGACAGCAGCGGACGCACCAACUCCGGCCUGGACUCGGUGCUCAAGUGUCCCGCCGACGACUGCCGCAACACGGCGCGGCUGCAAAACAACAACGUGUACUCGCGGCGGCGGUGCAACAACGGGUGGUGCGCGGUGAUGUACGAGUACUACUUUGAAAAGGACCAGGCCAUCUGCGGCUCCUUCCUCGGCGGCCACCGGCACGACUGGGAGAACAUCGUCGUCUUUGUCGAGCAGGCGACCAACACGAUCAAGCGCAUCGCCCCGUCCUGCCACGGGAAAUACGAGCACGCAGCCAACGACGGGUUCCGCCUCGACGGCGCCACCGGCCGGCCGAAGAUGGUGUACCACAAGGACGGCGCCGGGACGCACUGCUUCCGCUUCGCCAACGAGAGCGACGACCGCAUCGAGAACGAGACGGGCCAGUGGUUCUCGGGCGCCCUCGUCGGCUGGGACAACUGGCCGAGCGCCGGGCUGAGGGAUGCCAUGCUCAACGCGUGGAGCGGGGGUGUUGGGCCCAAGCUCGAUGGCGAGUUUGUGGAUUCGCUGAGGGCGGCGGCUGGUGGGCAGGUGCCAGGUUUUGAUCCAAGCAUUGAUGCUUGAUGGAAAUAUAUGUCAUGGAUAUCACACUGUCGUGGCGCAUAAUCCACACAUCUAGUGACUCAGUAUCGCCAUACAUAAUGGCAGGGUCACGAAAUUUCCUCCGAAUAAGAAAAAAAAAAUGUUGUUGUGACGCGCGGACUCAGUCGAGCCGCGGGUGUAAUCCAAUGUGUCAUUCAAGCAGCCUUGGUGAGAGGCGGAAGAUCAAUCUCAAAGUACUCCUAGAGGCGUGGGGCCCCUCGCCCAUUCCUGUCCAAUCCCAAACCCCCAAACAUGUAAAAUGCAAACGCAUGUGAUGUCGUGAGUAGCCUAACCCAGACUUUGGGAAAAUGUAGUU